Molecule: messenger RNA, 1224 nt
Organism: Sclerotinia borealis F-4128
Lineage: Eukaryota; Fungi; Ascomycota; Leotiomycetes; Helotiales; Sclerotiniaceae
Source: the annotation of a GenBank genome assembly
AUGUCGUCCAAACGUCCAUUUCCCUUCGAAAAUGAAUCCGAAAAGGAGCACAAGAAAAGAAAUCUGAACUCUUCAUCACAUGAGAAAAUCUCCAAAUUAUUGAUUGCAUUAGAAGAGCUUCUUCAUGAGAGUGGAGUGGGCGAAGUUGAAGCUGUGAUAGGCAAGACGGCAUUCUCAGGAGCCAUUGAGCUUCGGAAUAUAUUACGAAACCAAGACCAGCCAAAGCUAAACGAUCAUAACCCUACGAUUGAAAGUUCAUCUCAGGAAUCUGACAUUCGAAACGUAGGCAAAACAAUAUCGACUUUGCAGCUCACGCCAUGGACUUCAUCUUCGAUUCCGUCUGAACUUCCAUCCCUCCCUACAGUGUCUGAUCCUACCCUUGAGGUGGCAGCAUUCACUCACCAUGGCUAUGGUUCUGGUAAGGUUUAUGAUUUGAGCUACGAGCGCCUGGAAUGGGUAGGAGAUGCUUAUCUCUACACUGCUUCCACACUUCUCAUCUCACAGACCUUUCCUGCUUUACUACCUGGAAAGUGCUCUCAGCUUCGCGAAAGACUUAUCAAAAACGUUACUUUAGCGGAUUAUGCACGAAAAUAUGGGUUCGAAAAGCGCGCCAGACUACCAGAAUCACUUUUAGCUGGAGCUAGAUAUACCUCAAAAGACCAGGACAAUAUCAAAAUUAUGGGAGAUAUCUUUGAGUCAUAUGUCGCGGCUGUAAUACUCUCAGAUCCGGUAAACGGGGUAGCACGUGCAUCGGAAUGGUUGAAGAGUCUGUGGGCUAUGACAUUGUCGAAAGAGAUCAAAGAAGAAGAGCGCAAUGAGAAGAAAAUGGAUAGUCCGUUGUGGAGGCUAAGAGGAGCAGUUGAUUGUGUUGAAGCACAUCAUAUUACUGAAGUCGAAUUCAAUCCCAAAGAGAAAUUGCAGAAAGUGCUAGGCUCUAAAAUCAGCAAAUUGUUGUACAAAGAUAUCGGAGCACCACGGAAGGACAAGAAUACCAAACUUCCAGUCUUUUCAAUCGGGGUUUUCCUUACCGGAUGGGGUGAAGACGACAAGCAAAUUGGGUUCGGAAGUGCAAAUGGCAAGAAAGAGGCUGGCUGGAAAGCAGCGGAUAUGGCAUUGAAGAACAAAAAGAUGAUGUCUAUGUAUAUGGAGAAAAAGAAAAUAUAUGAUGCACAACAGGAAAGGGAAAGGAUAGCACUGGAGAAACAAGAAGAAAGCCAUCAAUAA